AAGGUUGAAGUGUGCCCUUCAGCAUUUCAAUCUGCACCAAUAUCCAUUGAGCAACGUAAAGCAAUAGUCUGUUUCCUGGCUGAAAGCUGCGACGAGGUCAACUACACUGAUAUUAUUGAAGCUCUCUGUCGUGUGCACGAAAUUCCGCUGAUUAAAGUGCCCGAUGGCAAACAACUUGGCGAAAUGGCCGGACUUUGUAAGUUGGAUCGCAAAGGAUGUCCUCGGAAGGUUGUAUCUGCCUCCUGCAUAGUAGUGAAGGAUAUCGGGGAGGAAAGCCGGGGGUGGAAAUUCCUUGUCGAGAAACACAAGAUUCCUGUGGCUGCUCGUUAA
Hydatigera taeniaeformis is the source of this 330-nucleotide messenger RNA. NCBI's taxonomy places the organism in Eukaryota, Metazoa, Platyhelminthes, Cestoda, Cyclophyllidea, Taeniidae. The record is from the annotation of a GenBank genome assembly.